This is a messenger RNA of Vicia villosa (hairy vetch), 864 nucleotides long. RefSeq names its product zinc finger protein 1-like. The transcript has a single exon. The record is from RefSeq and is a predicted model, not a curated record. NCBI's taxonomy places the organism in Eukaryota, Viridiplantae, Streptophyta, Magnoliopsida, Fabales, Fabaceae. Gene Ontology annotation, biological process: negative regulation of abscisic acid-activated signaling pathway. The coding region runs from base 1 to 864 and encodes 287 amino acids.
AUGGCUGCACCCUCUGAUCAAUCCUCUGCCACUUCUGAAGAGAGCACCAUCAACAACAAGAUGAUGACAAUGAAAGAGAAGGAAAUUGUAAAAUCUGAACAUCAGUUUUCAAUCUUCAAUUCUCAGUUGCUCCCUGAGGAUAAUUUGGUUCGUAGGUCGAAGGUACAAGAAUAUGAUUUUUUAAGCCCCUCUAAGAACAUGGUUGCGAGUUCAUCUUCAUCGAGUUUAGAUAAUCAGUUCAACAAUAAAAAUAAGAAUGAGAAAAAGUCUUCCAAUAUUUUUUCUUGCAAAUUUUGUAAAAGAAAAUUUUCUACUCCGCAAUCUUUAGGAGGACACCAAAAUGCUCACAAGGAAGAGCGUGCACUUGCAAAACAUCACAAAGAGAUAUUUAAUUGUAUUGAAAGUCAUCGUCACCUGAUUCCUCACUAUACUAAUUAUCCUCGUCAUUAUACAAUCCCUUUUAAUGGGUUUAGAUUUGGCUCCUAUAAUAGAGCACUUGGAAUUAAUAUGGGUUCUAUGAUUCACAAGCCAAGGCCAAAUUAUUCAUGGACCUCACCUCUUUCUAAGUCAUGUUCUACUUCUGUGUGGACAGCAAAGCAAGAGAUGAGAGACUUUUUUUCUAUUGAAGGAUUGAAGAAUGAUAGUGUUACGGUAAAUAAUGGAAAUAAUGUCACUCCUAUUUUAAGAAAUUUGCUAAAUUUAGAAGAAAAUGUUGGAAAGUCUUCAAUACAUAUUGCUACAAAGUCAAACUCAACGGAAAAGAAUUCAAUUGUAGCAGGCACGAGUGGUGAUAAUCAUCAUAGUAAUAUUGAAGAUGCCUCUGAUUCAGAAUCUCUUGAGCUUGAUUUGUCGCUUAAGCUUUAA